Molecule: messenger RNA, 1196 nt
Organism: Hibiscus syriacus
Lineage: Eukaryota; Viridiplantae; Streptophyta; Magnoliopsida; Malvales; Malvaceae
Product: tobamovirus multiplication protein 3-like
Exons: 11
Coding region: 59-928 (289 amino acids)
Source: RefSeq, a predicted model, not a curated record
UACUCUUUUUUGUUUAAAAAAAAGAAAAAGAAAAAAACAGAGAGGAAGAGGAAGAUUGAUGGGGCGAUACGGCGUCGAAGCGGCAAUGAUAUCGUACAAGGUGAACGGCGAAGCCAAUGGUUGGCGUGACAUUAACGAUUCAACGCUCUGGCAGGAUCGCAUUUUUCACAUCCUCGCCGCCCUUUACUUUCUCGUCGCCAUCGUUGCUCUUGUUCAAUUGAUACGGAUACAUUUGAGAGUUCCUGAGUUUAGUUGGACCACGCAGAAGGUCUUCCAUUUACUAAAUUUUCUGGUGAAUGGGGUUCGUGGGCUAGUCUUUGUUUUCAGGCGGAAUGUGCAAGGCUUGCAUCCAGAGAUUGUUCAACAUAUCUUGCUGGACAUGCCAAGUCUAGCCUUCUUCACGACAUAUGCACUUCUGGUUUUGUUUUGGGCUGAGAUCUACUACCAGGCACGAGCCGAAUCAACUGAUGGACUUAGGCCAAUUUUCCUUGCACUAAAUGCGGUGGUUUAUACUAUUCAGAUUGCAAUGUGGCUGGUAUUAUGCUGGAAGUAUAUCCCAAUUUUGGUCAUUAUAUCGAAGAUGUUCUUUGCUGGUGUGUCAUUGUUUGCAGCCCUUGGGUUUUUACUAUUUGGUGGAAGGCUUUUCUUAAUGUUGCAGCGGUUCCCUGUAGAGUCCCAAGGGCGACGUAAUAAGCUACAAGAAGUUGGUUAUGUGACCAUCAUAUGUGUCUCGUGUUUCUUAGUCAGAUGCAUUAUGAUGUGUUUUUCUGCAUUUGACAAAGCUGCUGAUCUUGAUGUUCUGAGCCAUCCAGUUCUAAACUUCAUUUAUUAUCUGUUGGUGGAGAUAUUACCUUCAACUUUGGUCCUUUUCAUUCUGCGGAAGCUGCCACCAAGACGAGGUAUUACGCAGUAUCAUCCGAUACACUGAUCUUCACAGGUCAACGAUGACACGGCAGCAAGAACCAAUCACAGUGAUGAUUUUCAGCAUAGCUUCUGUACCCUGUAAAGUAAGCAGAAAAAGCAAAAUAGGUACAUGAAUUCUACAACUUUUUUAAUCCGUUGAAAAUAAGGAAGGUUGGAGAUUCUGAUGAUAAAUGGAUACCAUUUUGCAAGAGCCUGCCUGCGUGUACUAACAAAUAUUUAUCUAUGUAUGUAAAGCUCUUGUGGAAUACAUAGAUGAAACAGAGACAUGCAUA